Messenger RNA from Priceomyces carsonii, 321 nucleotides. It is a transcript of the gene SMD3, whose product is annotated as mRNA splicing protein. The transcript has a single exon. Bases 1 to 321 code for a protein of 106 amino acids. Gene Ontology annotation, biological process: spliceosomal snRNP assembly; RNA processing. Gene Ontology annotation, cellular component: SMN-Sm protein complex; U5 snRNP; spliceosomal tri-snRNP complex. The record is from RefSeq and is a predicted model, not a curated record. NCBI's taxonomy places the organism in Eukaryota, Fungi, Ascomycota, Pichiomycetes, Serinales, Debaryomycetaceae. Gene Ontology annotation, molecular function: RNA binding.
AUGUCGGCCGGUAUUCCUGUUAGGCUCUUAAAUGAGGCACAGGGUCAUGUUAUAUCCAUAGAGUUGACUACUGGAGAUGUUUAUCGAGGAAAAUUGCUUGAGAACGAAGAUAAUAUGAACUUGUCUUUGUAUGAUGUCGUGAUAACAAAAGGCAGAACAGGAGCCACAUCCUAUAUGAAUCAGGUAUUUGUAAGAGGAUCUAUGAUACGAUUUAUUACGGUGCCAGAUAUUUUAAAGAAUGCUCCGAUGUUUUUUAUGAAACCUGGCGACAAGCCUAAACCUCCAGUAAGGGGUCCACCACCAAAGAGAACAAAAUAUUAA